Messenger RNA from Glossina fuscipes, 10593 nucleotides. RefSeq names its product irregular chiasm C-roughest protein. The record is from RefSeq and is a predicted model, not a curated record. NCBI's taxonomy places the organism in Eukaryota, Metazoa, Arthropoda, Insecta, Diptera, Glossinidae. Gene Ontology annotation, molecular function: protein binding. The coding region runs from base 1947 to 5132 and encodes 1061 amino acids. The transcript is spliced from 18 exons.
GGUCGUGGUUUUGUUAAGUUCGAGAGCAUUAACGUUGUUGGCAUAAUGCUUCACGAUAAAUAUCAAACGACGUAAAGGUUGGUGGUGUGUGAUUUAACCUAAUUCUCAAUUAAGCGAAUAUAAAGAAAGCAGCAAACGAAAAAUAAAAAUAAAUAUGAAAAAUGCAAAGGAGAAAUUUUACACGCCUUACGUACUUACUCUAGAGCAUUAAAAUGUACACAAACGCUGGUGAAUUCUGAAGGGGUUAACGUUUAUGAUUAUGGAUCGUUGUGCGCCAUUGAAUACAAAGCAGUUUUACGCAAAAUUAAGCAUUUACGUUUUUGUUUUUUUUUUUCGUAACAAACUAAGGGAAAACAUAAUAAUGAAUUAUAUAUAAAAAAAGGAAAAUGUCGAAAACUACAAUAACAACAGUUAUUACAAAUAGAAAAAUUACUAGAGAAGGCAGCUUUUAACUAAUAACCUGUAAAAUUAUGAAAACUAUACAAUUAUCUGAUACCUAGCAAGCGAAGGAGUUUUCAUUGUUGUAUUAAUUACCAUUUAAUAUUAUUAUAAUACUAUUAAAGAGAAAAACAACUUGUUUUAAGAAAUAUCUAGCUUUAGUCAAAGCUGUUAAGGAUUACCAGUAGUAUUGUUUUAAAAUGUUUUUUUACGUUUUUGUGCAAGGAGAUCAUGAACGUAUGCCUUACAUAUAACAAUGAUCACCCUUAACAACACGAAAAACAAGAAGAACGACUGCACUACAAUAGCCAAUACACGUAUAAUAAAAGAUGCUUAAAAGUCCCAUUGUUAAGUAAACACUGCAACAAGCCCUUACAAAGGCUCUUGUGUGCCAAGGCUUAAAAAAAUUUACAAAUAUAUAUGUAGUUGUGUAUGUACGUUAACAAAUACGUGCUUAUGUGCGUGCCUGUUGUGCUUUUUGUAGUGUAGAAAACUAAAAUUUUAUUUCAUAAAAAAAAUGAAUAAUUGUUGGAUAUGAAGCAGAAACCCAGCCGCCUAUAAAGCCCUUUCAAAGUUAAUGUGUCAAUGCUAAUGGCAGCUAAGAGUUGAAAAGAAAAAUAAAUGAAACUACAACAGUGUAACAGUGUCGGUUUUUAGCGUUGUUGACCAAGCUAUGAGUAAAUUGCAUACUUGUACUUGCUGCUGUAGUGGUAGCAAAAGCAGAAGUUGGCAAAAGGCAAUAAUAAUAAUCAGAACAAAUGGCUAGAAGAAAAAAACCGGAGAACUAUAGCAAAUGUUUUAUGGCACUGUUGACAAUAGCAACAGCAACGGCAACAAUGGUAAUAAUAACAACAAAAAAUGUAUAUAAAACACAAGUUUUAAAUUAUGCAAAAGCAUGAUAUAACCGACUUGCGUAAUGCGUCGUAAAUAACGCACGUUUCAUCUUAAGGCUAUAUGCUGCACAUACACAAACAUCCACAUAACGGUUCUACUGAAAUAGAGCUUACGAUCUAGUAAUGUAUUGCCAGGAAAAUGCUAAAAGGACCAUAAAAUAAGAGAAUGAAAACGUUAAAAAACGUGUAGCAACGCAGCAAAAAGAAAAUGCAUUAUUUGUUUAUAAAUAAAACGAUCUUAAAUGAUUCAAUUGCGAGUAUAAUUUUGUGAAAAAGUUAUAUGUGAAAUAGAGCUAAGCGGCGGUUGGUUAUCUGCUUUUGUUAUUGCGCUUUUCAUAGUCUAGCGUAGAGUGAACAUUAUUACUAAUAAAGUGGUUGCACCGACAAAAUAAUGAAACAAAAAAAAUGUUUGAUUCGAGCAAAAAGUUUAAUUAUUAGCCAGGCGUUUACGGGUCAGCCAGCUAGCUUUGCCUCCACUAAAAAUUUAUAUAAUAAAUUAAAUAAUAAGAAAACAAAAAAAAAAAAGAAAAGAAAUUAACUAAAACUUAUAUACAGGCAGAACAAUAAAACCGUCCCUCCUCCAUAAAUAACAAAUAACCGACCUAUUACAACAUUAUGCAGCCUUUACAGCUUUCCCUUAUUAUAAAUUUAUUUCUAACUUUAUUACAAUUCUCCAAAAAUCAUGAACAUUCGGAUGGCUUUAAACCAGAUGGUGAAAUAUUACGUGUGCUGGUUAAUAGCUCUGCUCAAAUUAAAUGUGAUGUUGGCUCAAGUUUACCAGAUGAUAAAGUGUUAUUGGUAGUUUGGUAUAAAAACAAUUUACCCAUCUAUAGUUAUGAUACACGUGGUGCUCAUGCCGGGACGCCGUCUCAUUGGCGUGAUGAAGACGUUCUUGAAGAUCGUGCCGUCUUUCGUACACACAAAGAGCCGGCUGAAUUGAUUAUAAAUCCCGUUAAGGAAAAGGAUGCUGGAAAUUUUCGUUGCAGAGUAGAUUUUAAACUUUCCCAAACUCGCAACAGUAACGUCAAUUUAGAGGUGGUUGUGCCGCCACAACAACCCAGCAUAUUUAAUGAACGACGUUUACGUAUUAACUCACGCGCUGGACCUUAUGAGGAAGGCGGUAAUCUAGAAGUAACAUGUGUCGUCUACGGUGGUUCACCGCCGCCAACGGUAACGUGGCUUAUGAAUGGACAACUGCAGAACAGUAUCGUCGAUUAUACGUACGAUGGCACCAUAAAUAGUAAAUUAGUUGUACGGAAUUUGUCACGAAUACACCAGCAUGCUGUCUAUACGUGCCAGGCGAGCAAUUUUCACAAGAAAUAUGUCUCCACCAAUAUAACCAUCGAAUUGUAUUUACGUCCUUUAUUGGUGGAGAUUUCAUUUAACAAUCAACCCAUGUCAGCUGACCGUAAAUAUGAAAUUGAAUGUCAGGCAAUUGGCUCACGACCACCUGCUAAAAUCACAUGGUGGAUGGGCAACCUGGAAUUGCAUGGUCACAGUCAAAAGGUUUCUGAAGAUGGCAACGUUAGUAUAUCACUGCUAAUGAUAACACCGACUAGAGAAGACCACGGCAAAGCAUUAUCAUGUAGAGCUACAAACGAGCUAGUACGGAAUGGUGUACGCGAAACAGCCAUGAAAUUAAAUGUGUUUUUCAUUCCUACAUUACAAUUGGAUUUGGGUUCAAAUUUAAAUCCAGAGGACAUCGAAGAAGGUGACGAUGUAUAUUUCGAGUGUAAAGUUCAUGCCAAUCCAGCUGCCUAUAAAGUGAUAUGGAAACACAAUCAUCAAAUUAUACAACAUAAUCAACGAGCCGGUGUUAUUGUUAGCAGCGGCGAUCUUGCAAUGCAAGGUGUUACACGACAUCAGGCGGGCAAUUACACUUGUACCGCCUCCAAUGUCGAAGGCGACGGUGACAGUAAUGUGGUUGAACUUAAAGUUAUGUAUAAACCUAUUUGUCGUCCGGAUCAAAAGAAAAUUUAUGGUGUAGCACGUAAUGAAGCCGCUGAGAUAUCAUGUGAAGUCGACGCUUUUCCGCCACCCGAAAAUUUUAAAUGGUCUUUUAAUAAUACGGCCGAAACGUUUGAUAUGCCGCAAAGCGGGUUUCGAGCCCAUUCAGCACAAGGAUCAACUCUAACGUACACUCCAGUCAAGGAAAUGGACUUUGGCACCAUUAUGUGUUGGGCCGAUAACAAUGUUGGCCAACAAAAGGAGCCAUGUGUGUUUCAUCUAAUAGCUGCCGGUAAACCAGAAAUGCCAGCCAAUUGCACUGUUGUAAAUCAAACCUCCGACUCUCUGGAGGUCUAUUGUAUAGAAGGAUUUGACGGUGGUUUACGUCAAUGGUUUCUUAUGGAAAUAUUUGAACAGCAAUCAGCCAGUUUGCAAGCCAACAUUUCAUCGAAAUAUCCCGUACUAAGUGCGCCUGGUCUCGAUUCAGGCCGUUUCUUUAAAAUAUUCGUUUAUGCUAUCAAUUUGCGUGGCCGCAGUGAACCGGUUCUACUGGAAGGCUACACUUUAAAAGCCGCUGAAAAGCAAACAGUGGCCCUUACUUCCUAUAAGGGUUCGCAAGCAAAUUUUGAACUGACGCCGAUAUUGUCGGUUGGCAUAUUUGUUGGCAUACUGGUGGCUAUUAUAUGUAUCGGUAUUGGCACUUUGGCUGCCUUGAAAUUGCGUUCGCAUAAGCAGCAACAAAAAUAUCAACAUCAAAAUCAGAAAUUUUCACGUCCGGGCAAUUUACAAAUUAAAGAUAAAAUCUCGUUACCAUUAAGUCAUUCCGAAGAAAUGUACGAUGAGAAAAAUCCUGAUGUGGUGCCAUACAAUGAGGUUGAUGGUGAGUACAAACAGAAAUCAGCAACACAAACACCAUCCGGUCAUUUAUCGACAACCAGUGAAGCGGAAAUCAGUUGUAAACCCCCAACGGAUGAACGUGGUUUAUACCAAAGCAAUAAGGAUGAGGAGCUUCACUACGCCGAGCUCUCCUUAGCUGCGGGAGCCUCGUCCAGUAAUGCUAAAAAACCCAUAUCAGUAGAUUGCAAUAACAGUAUGCUGCUGCAAGGUGCCAGCAAUUCAUCCGUUAUGAGUAUGAGUGCGAAUGGCGUAACAGCGGCCGGAAGCACUUUGCCUCAUGUUGCUACGGGUGGGCGUAAGCUAUUGCCCAGCAUUCCGACCAAAAGCAGUACCUUGCAGCGUAAUAAAACAGGGGUUCCACCACCACCACCGCCUACGUACGAUUAUUUUGAGGAGCCAACAAUAUACGCUCAAAUUGAUCAUUACAAAACGUCGACGAGUGCUGGCAAUUCUAGCUCAGCAUCUCCAUUCCCGCCCUGUAUAUCGUCACCGACUUCUCAGGGCACCCCAUCUACUGUAUCGCCCGGCACCGUACAAAUGUAUACACUUCCCUCGCAUCCAGGGGGCUAUCAUACUUUACCCCACAAUCAUCAUCAGUCCAACAUAUCUACUCAUAAUUCUUCUACUUCCGUAACGCAAAUAUUAGGCACUGCAACAGCAAGUUGCAGCAGUAGUGCGAGCAAUUAUCAACAUGGAACGCUCCCAAUGCCGCCUUCAUAUCAGCAGCAUCAAAAACAGCAGCAACAGUUGCAUUUGCAGCAGUCUGUCCCACCACCGCUUGGGCAAAUGCUAGUCUCCAGUAAUAGCAGUGGAUUAGCUUCUGCUACAACCACGGCAGCUAUAACUAGUCCCAGCAGUUCACUGUCCGGUCUCUCGGCCAUUGGCAAAUCCUAUUCACGAGAGAUAGUAACAGUGCGUACGCCGCUAAUGUACUCGCAGCAAGAGAGUUGUGUUUAAAUGUAAAAAAGAAAAAAACAAUAGAAAUUUAGCGAUUAAGAAAAGAAAAAGUCAUGUGAAGUAAAUGCAGAGAAAGCAAACCUAAAUAAAGAGAAAACUUAAAAUUGAUUGAAGACUCACGGAAAAUUCCAAAAAAGAACUGAAUACAAUAAGAAAAGAAGUUAAGAAAACAAAGGAAACAAGAUAUAUAUUAAAAAGCAAUUGAGAGAGAAGAAGAGGAUAAAAAUAAUAGUAAAGAAAAACAGAGAUACUCAGAAUAAAAACAGAGAUACUCAGAGUAGAAAUACUGAUUUUAAUGCAAAAUUACAAUUUUAUGAGAAAGCUCCGCAACACAACAGUGAAACAAAAAAAAUCUUAGAUAAUUAGCAUUGUAAAGUUCUCUUCUCUGCUGCCGAAUAGUAAAAUGGCCAGUACGCAUGACUUUUGCGUUUGAAAAAACAAUUUACACCAAAAUUUUUGGGUGUCAACUGUGUUUCAUGAUGGCUACUUGCAAGCUCAAAGUACUUUUCGCAGUGUUUUUCACUCUCAAUCGAUCCCUAGAAUGUCUAUUGAUCCAUACCUAUCAAAAAUACAGUUAGCAUUAAAAAUUAAUUGUAUGGAGUGACUAUUCAAAAAAGGUAUUCUACGAAAUCGAAUCUUUGGUAAAUUAAACUUAUCAUGAAAACUUAAAGCAACAUUUGAAUGUACUACUCUAUUUAUUUUGAUUGAAAAAAAAAAAUGAAUCUGAAACAUUGGCAACGUCUGUUUAGGGUAAGUCUUUGGCCCCACCACUUCGAAACAAUGUUUGUUAAUUCUUCUGUACAGGUAUAUCUUCCGUCGUAAGUCUUAGACUACAGUUAUGCUGCUGCUAAAGAUUCGUAAACACACUUUUUGGCGAUUUUGUUGGUGUUCGCAUCCCGCCUAAUUUCAAAUGUAAUUUCUGGCUAUUAAAUAAAAAUGAAUAUGCAAUGCUAGGCCAAUUAAUUUAAUCUUGUUCUUAGCAACCCUUUAUAUUUACUCAAAAAGCUGUCUCUCCUAAAAUUUCAAGUUCUCUUCCAAGUGCUUCGUAAGGGCUUCUUGAUUAGUUGAAAAGUUCCUCAGCUUUUUUCGUUGCAAAAUUCGGCUUUUUCUAUUAACAUAGUCUUCCCUUUUCAACAUAUAGCUGCCUUAUUUAAAUAAGGAUUUCAUUUUUUCAUACUUACCAAUCACCCAAAAUUCAACGUUUCUCAAUUCCCUUAUGUAAUUCUCUAGCUGUGGACUUGUAGACUAAGUAAUCUUCUUUUAUAUUCUAUUUUGCGCAAGUUAUAACACAUUCGCUGCCGCUGCGUCUCCUAAAUUCAAGCUGCCUCGCAAAAUGCCUUGAAAUAUGCUUAGAAACCUCCUCAUUGUCUUUUAUUAUUCCGUUACUCUUUCCCUCUUUUUCUUUUAUCCCAAAAUAAGUUGUUAAACAUUUCUGCCACAGUUAUGUACUCUUCUAAAUUCUUACAGACAUACGGGCACGCGGAUAAGCAGACAAUCACUUGGCAUUUUAGGCUUACAUAUGGUAUCUGAAGCGUAUUUUUAGCUUUUUGAAAGAAAGCAAACCUAAUCGAAAUCUUUAAUUUGUUUCCAAUGCAGGAGAAUAAAAUCAAAGAAAACUGUAUUCACCUAAGCAUGAAUUCUAAAUCAAACAAGUAUACAUAAACUUUUAAUUGUGGAUGUGUCAAUUUUUGGAUGAUGCCGCUUUUGUAUUGCAGCUUACCUUGAAAAACGUUUCAACCAAAGUUUCCGCAAGUAUACUGUUUUUGAAAUUGUUCUGAAAAUGUCAAACCUUUAAAAAAUUUUCCAAAAAAUUUUUAAACAUUGCAUAAAAAAUAAGAAGAUGAAAAUACAUUAAAAUUUUAUAAACAGCAAUUACUUUAAUUAAGUGGCUUCGAAAAUUCUAAUCGGCACUCCUUAUCAUUAACAAUUGCAAAAUAAACAAUUGCAAAAAAAACGAAUAAGCGUCUCAUCACUGACCUGAAACAGCUAAAUAUAAUAAUAACUUUGCCAUUCGUUGUUUACAAAGCGAUAAGCGGUCAACCGAUAAUUGCAAACAUGUAUUGAAUUUUGAUGUGCACGUUAGCUGUAAUUCGAACAGAUAUGGUACGGUCUGAUUCUAAAAUAUAGUUGCAAACUUCUUCCAUUUACUAGAAAUCUGAUUUGUGGAUAAAACGCGUAAUGAUCAUGAUUUCAUUCUUCAGGAUAUAGUGACGAGCCACUAAAUAAGUAAAAACUUUUAUGUUAUUUUUUUAAAUUUUUUCUCGUUGCUUUCGUAACGUGUAGCUGUGUCCCACCGUUCGGCUUGAGUCAAUUGAUGUAUUUUAUGCACGCGUUGAUCUUCGUAAGAAUGAAAAUAAUAAGGAUCAUGAAAUUAAUUCCUUUAUUGAAGCACGUAACUAUUUAUAAAUAUGUAAUGACAAUAGUCGAGCGCUGAACUGAAUUAAAACAAUAAACAAGGACACUCAACAAAACACUUAUGUGAAGGUAGCCCACUGUACCUAGUCCACAUCUUAUCAAAGACAAAAAUGUGGGCUAUCUUCACACUUGGUUCGCGCCUCCGCUAAGCCAAUUGAUAAUUAAACGCAACAAAAUUAUUAGAAAACCUAAGCAAAACUAGAAAUACAAGCAUAAAUAAAAUAAGAAAUUAUACAGAAUUGUUAUUAGAAAUUUAAAAAAAAAAAUUUCUCUUGUACUAACAUAUAGUACACGUACAGGGUUGACGAAAAUUUUCAAUAUAUAGUGUAUAAAAAAUUUUUACGAAUUGAGCCAUACGCAGGUUUUUGAUAUGUCUUAAAGAAUGCUAAAGCCUUUUAGAAAUGCCUAAUUUCAUUACCCUGGUCCCGGUCCAUCACCCCGAAAUUCAUCAAAAACCGGCCCUCUCCACAUACACAAGACCCUAAAGGCAAAAUGUUGCAAUAACGUUGCCAAUGUUUUUGGUUUAGUUGGUAAGGACUGUACGAUUUUAUACACAUAAUGUUCUUGUCUUUUUUCAGCAUGUAUGUUUAAGAUUAUACGUUUCGCGCAUAUGUUUGCAUAAUAGCGCGUUUGUCCAUGCACUUGCUUAAGAAGUUAUAUGGAUAUUAUCGAGUGGUCGUCAUUUUUCUAAAUAUCAAUCGCGUUUAAAACAUUCUAUAGGCAAAUAGAAUAUAUCUAUGGCAAAAAUGUUCGUGUGCGUUUGCGCAUGCGCUUAGCAGUCACUUGAUUGCCUGCUUUUUCCUUCUCAUUAUUUAUAUUGGUGAAAAUUCCGUUUAUGACUUUUGGGCAUGACGGCGUACAUUCUAAAAUUAUGCCCUAUAACUUAUUGUAUUUAAAGGCAAUAUUGUACAUAAAAUAAUUACAAUGAGUAAAUCAAAUAAUUAAUAAGUAGUUCUCUGAAGCUGAAGAUUUUGGAAAACCGUAGAGGAAUUUGGGGAUUGAGUGAGCGAAAUAAAUUUUAUGUAAAUGAAGUAACAUAAUUUCUAAAUUUAUCUUGGGGGGCUAUCUUCACUUCAGCAACAAAAAUGUAUAUCUUCCAUGCAGACAUCUUCCUUGUUAACAUAUGGUCUGAAAAUGAUUCGCCUAUUUUUUGCAUAUCAUCUUAUAUAGAAUUUCUCUUAUAUACAUUAAAUGUAAUGCCAUGGCUUUAUUACUAUACCGAAAAUUAAAACAAACGCUAUAUAGAAGUACGUGCGUUUUCCAGAUUACUGGAAAACACACAUUCGCAUACUCUAUAUCUAAACGUAUAUACGCUGGUAUACAUUAUGUAUACAAAAAGAUGUGUAUUUAUGUGCACGAAUUUAUAUAUAUGUACUUAUAUAAUAUAUAUAUACUUAUGGGUAUAUAGCAUUCAGUACAUUUAUUAAAGCGGAAAGUGAAAUUUCAUUUUUUACAGGUGAAGGUCUACUAACCGCGUUAUUUCGUAAGAUUUUCUCAACUAAAAUUGCGUUUAAAAUAUCAGUUAACAUACAUAAACUUCCAAUCCAUUCGUUUAUUGUUAUUAUUAUAGAAGCUGCUAAAGUUGUAAUCAAAGGCUGGAACUUGGAUGGCUGUCAUUGAACAAACUCUCAAGGAAAGGAAAAACACUAAAAGCAGCGAACAAAGUUAGAAAUUGGUCAAUAAUCUGCAAACUAUGGUAAAUGGCUAUAAGAACUUAUCUUCUUAUAUCGGAAGCGAGCUUUUUUAUGUGCUUUAUUUAAUAUGAUACAGAUAGCGACCAGAUUAAUUCCGAAUUCAACGUAGCCGCUUCGCUUUUUAGCAAUAAUUUUAUUUUUGGUGUGAGCGCUAUGAAUACAGAAAAUUUUUUACGAUUAAUUGUUUUCCAAAGAUCCGACGUAAAUUUCUUUUAGCACUUCUUUUGAAAGAAUCGCAAAUGUAUUUAAUAUAUACUUAUACAUGGGAUGGGUGAUAUCAAACAUUGUUAACAAUUUCAAAGUCUGGGUGGUAAGUUAUGUUACGCUUUGACGCAUAUCUAAACUUUGUUAGUGCUCGCAUUAAUUAAGAAUAUUCUAUUCCUUAAAUGUUUAUAUGCCUAAGGAAACUAAAAUUAUUGUAAUUAAUCUUUUAAUACCUUACGCUUUGGCAGUGUUCACGUUUAUGCCAAUGACAAAUUGGAAAAAGUUAGAUUACUAUUUGAAAGAGAAAAUAAACAUACGUAUUCCUUAGGAAGAUGUGCCAACAAAUCAGAUUAUGCAGAGCGUUUCCUUGCUAAGGACCUAAUUAACCUCUUCUACUUCGGCCGGUCUCGCCGUAAUAGUCAGUCGCUCAUUCGUCGAGUAACGAAUGUAUUGUUCGGGUCAAUUCAGUUGAGGCUUAUUAGAGCUUACAGCUUUUGCCGCGAGACCUACGAUUUUUACUUCUUGUGAUUUCACUUACAGGCGUAAGGCUGUAGCCUUUGCAGGUAACAAUGCGAUUAGCUAGGUAUUUUGUACUGGAAUGAACUUCUGCGGUUGUACUUUUUAUUGCUUUUUCUUCGUAAGUAGAAUUUUUUUCUGUUUUUAAUUAUAUUCUUGUAUGCAGCAGCGAGCAUGCGGCCCCAUGAGAUUCACACGUCCUUGAUCACUUUGAGAGUCUAAAUCUAGUUUGCUUUUAUCAUGUGCCUCUUUUAGAUGCUUCUGAAUUAGCUAAAAAGCAUUCUUGCUUAACUUUUUCUAUUCUAACAUUUUAAAUUAAAUAAAACCAAAUAUUGUAAUUUCCAUGCAAUGCGGUCCAACUACUAUCAGAUUUUAAAUACAUUUUACAUAUUUAAUUACGAAUUGAGAACGCAAAUUGAAAGCGCUUCGAAAUUCGAAUAACACUAAAAGUGCAGAAUAGGAAUGAUGCCGAUUUGAUUCACCUUUUAAAACCACAAUCUUUCACUUAAAGCCCCUUGAGUUGCUGGAUAUCCUGAAUUCGCCUUAAAACGUAUAUAGUUUCCGUGUUUUUUUCCUUCUUUUUAUUUUAUAUUAAAAUUUUAUUGUAAACUAAAGAGCAAUUAACAAAAAUC